This is a messenger RNA of Pichia kudriavzevii, 558 nucleotides long. RefSeq lists its product as uncharacterized. Bases 1 to 558 code for a protein of 185 amino acids. The transcript has a single exon. NCBI's taxonomy places the organism in Eukaryota, Fungi, Ascomycota, Pichiomycetes, Pichiales, Pichiaceae. The record is from RefSeq and is a predicted model, not a curated record.
AUGGGGACGACAAGAGAAGGGCAAAAUCUGACCAAGCUUACAGAAACGGCGUCGAUGUUGCUAUUCUUCAUGCGGGUAAACAUCAAACAAACUCUGUGCGGAAAAACAACUUGUUGUAGUCCAGCAAAAGUUGCGGGAAAGGGGGGACAACUAACCGCAUGGAAUUGUGCUACCUACAGUAUAAUUGGGCUUUGUUUCUUUGAUACAGACGAGCAACUCAUUCUUAUAAUAAAAACUGACCAUCUACUAAUCCAAUCUGAUCACCACGACGUUCUUAGCAUAGAGAUCGUACAAUUCGUACAAGUGGUUUGGGGGGAAGCCUUGUAUUCCUACCAAGUUUCAUUUUUGGUAGCACAAAAGGAGCUACCUCGAUAUAUACAGCAAUAUAGAUGUUUCACGUACACUUUGGUAUUUUUCAGUUCUCACGAUAUUGAUUAUGAGUGUGUAUUUUUUUUUCUCAUAUUUUUGUGUUUUCUGAUAAAUAUUAGCAGCAUGAAAUUUUUCAAGCCAUUUUUUUUUUUUUUUAAAAGGAAAGAAAAAAAAAAACUUCCUAACUGA